This is a messenger RNA of Racocetra persica, 2512 nucleotides long. The record is from the annotation of a GenBank genome assembly. Lineage: Eukaryota; Fungi; Glomeromycota; Glomeromycetes; Diversisporales; Gigasporaceae.
AUGGGUAAAACAAAAAAGGGUCGUUCCUCCAGCUCCCCAGGUUCUUCCCCGGCGGACGACAGGGUUGACUUGGUUCAGCUUUUACCAGCUAAUAAUGUACCUCCAUCGGAAGAGGAAAUAAUUUCUUUUCUUUCCGCACGUUUUAAAGCUGACUUACCUUAUACUCGUAUUAAUGAUUCCUCUCUUGUGGUAAUAAACCCUAAUAAACCCUUGGAAUCUAUGAACGAUGCUUCGGCUAAAGAAUAUGCCGAUCAAUGGUACAAAAAUACAACUGGUGAAAAGAUAACUUUACAACCCCAUAUUUAUGAGUUAGCUGCUAAAGUUUAUUUUCACAUGAGAAGAUCCGCUGAAGACCAAUGUGUAAUUUUUAGUGGAAUUAAUGGUUCAGGGAAGACUGUAACCGAAAGUCACCUUUUAUCACAACUUUUACUACUUUCAACUCAUACAAAAAAAGAGGCAAAAAUCGCUAAUCAAAUUCAAAAUGCUCAAACUAUUUUAGAAGCCUUUGGUAACACAAAAUCAAUAAAUAAUAUUAAUGCUUCACGUUACGGAAAGUAUCUAGAGUUACAAUUUAGUGAAAGAGGAAGAAUUGUUGGUGCAAAGUUUUUAACUUACUGUUUCGAUAAAGCAAGAGUAACUGAUGCUCCUCUCGGUGAAAGAUCUUAUCACGUUUUUUAUUAUUUAUUGGCUGGUGCUACUCCUGAGGAACGUUCCCUAAUGCAUCUUCAAGAUCCUCAAAAUUAUUUUUAUUUAUCUCAAUCAAAAUGUUAUAAGAUUGUUGGUAUGGAUGAUAGUGUACAAAUGGAUGAUUUACGCGCUUCUCUUAAAACUCUCGGUUUCAAAUCAAAGACUGUUACUCAAAUUUGGCAAAUAUUAACGGCUAUUUUAUUACUGGGUAAUAUUGAAUUUAUUGGUCCUGGUAAAGCAAAAGAUGAAGCUGCUACUAUUAAAAAUCGUCACGUUUUGGAUUUGGCUGCUCAGUAUUUAGGUGUACCGGCUUUCAAAUUAGAACAAACUUUAACUUUAAAGAAUAAAUUAAUUGGAAAAGAUUUAUGUACCGUUUUCUUAGACGCUGAAGCUGCUGCUGAUCAAAGAGAUUCUUUAGCUCAAGUUUUAUAUUCUAUAUUAUUUACUUGGAUAGUUGAACAUAUCAAUUCAAAAUUAAUUCAAUCUGAUGAACCUCCUAAUUUCAUUGGUCUGUUAGAUCAACCUGGUUAUCAAAAUUCGGGAAAAAAUGGUUUUGAACAAUUCUGUCUUAAUUUUGCUACUGAAGAAAUUGAAAAUUACGUAUUAAAAAGACUUUUCGAUGAUAAUUUUGGUACUAAUGCUGAAAUUAUAAAUGAUGGUGUUCCUUUACCAAAUGUUUCUGUUACCUACAAUAAUCAUUGUGUUGAAUUAUUAAGAGGUAAUGGUUCUGAGGGAAAACCUCGUAGUUUCAUUUCAAUCUUGGAUUCUGAAAGUGCUAAAUUUCAAAAUGCUACUGAAACUGUCGGUGAUUCAACACUUCUUACUGCAUUAAAACAGGCCUUUUCUAGUCAUCAUUCUUUUGUUUCGAAUCCUUCUGGUUCGAAAUCAUCUUCAAAAUCGGGUGUUUUUGGAAUAAACCAUUUUGCUGGUUUGGUUGUUUAUGAUAUUGAUAGAUUUAUUGAAAAGAACAUUGAUAAUUUAUCUCCUGAUGUUAUCGGUCUCUUUAAAGAAACUAAUAAUACAUUUAUUAGAAAAUUAUUUUCCGGUCCUGCUUUGGCAAUUGAAAAUCAUCCAAAAAACGACAAAACUGUUGUUGCCGCUCAAUUACCUACUAAACCGAUGCGUGCUCCAAGUAUGAAGAGAUCAAAGAGAAAUAAUAAUACUUCAAAUGAAAAAGAAUCAAAAAAGAUACCAUUGGCUCAUGUUUCAACUGUCGCAACUCAACUUUAUGGAACAUUAAAUCAAUUGAUAGAUACUUUAAAUUCUACUCGAAUGUGGAAUGUUUUCCAAAUUCGUCCCAGUGAUAAAAGUGAUCCGAAUCUUUAUGAUUCUAAACGAGUAAAAUCUCAAGUUCAUAGUUUCUUGAUACCUGAAAUUGCUGCUCGUAAUAGAGUGGAAUAUAUCAUUAAAUAUAAUUUUGCUGAUUUUUUGGAUCGUUAUAAAUCAAUUAUCCAACCUCAUAAUUUGGAAUCUUCUCGAAAUCUUCGUCAAAAAGUUGAAGAAUUUGCUUUGAGUAAUGGAUGGGAGGAUGGUAGUUACGCUAUUGGGCAUCAAAAUGUUUAUUUAUCUAAUUCGGUCUGGAAAUAUUUGGAAGAUAUUCUAAAAACUGCUGAAAAAGAGGAAAGAUCAAAGACUAAACAAUUUAGAGAUGAUGAUAGUGUGGCCGGUGGAAUUCCUUUAGAUGGUGGUCGAAAUACACAUUUACCUAGUUCUACAAGUUCAGUGGAUCGGUUAAUACCGAGGAGUGGUUUCGCUUAUGCUGAGAGCAUGAAUAUUAUAAAGCAAAGUGUGAAUUUUUCACGCCAAGCCAUUCGUAUAUCAGGAC